GUUUUGUUUCCUCGCGUGGCAGCUGGCUGCCCUGUUGUCACACCGAAAUAUGCGCCGCGGCGCGGCAGCCCUUUCAGCACCUGGGUAGCCUCGGUGCGAGGCGAAGCUGCCCUGCUACGAGAGGUGUCUGAGUGGCGAGGCGUUCGCGCCCUUAUACAGGGCUGGGAUAAGCCUUGUCUGCGGACUCUCUGUCCCAGCGCCAGGAGCAGGGAAUUGGGCAGCCCAGCCCGCCGGCAGUCCCACAGCUCGCCUCGGUGACGCCAACCCGGUCGUAGCGCGGUCUAAUCCCGCCUGCGCCCACCGGCCGCGCGCCGACGCCGCAUCCGCUCCCAGCAAAGGCACACAACAAUGGGCAAGAAAGACAAGAUCGACCCGGCCGAGGGCGCGGAGGUCGCGCCCGAGUAUCAAGCCGGCGUCCUGGCCAUGGCCCGCGCGCGCAUGGAGGCCAGCAACGCCGACGCCGAGCAAGGAUUGGCGGAAGCCGCGGCGCAGACGCAGCGGCAGCGCGCCGCGCACGCGGGCCUGGAGGAAGAACUGGCGGAGGUGCGCGAGGACGCGCGCGACCAGUACUUUUUCCUCCAGCAGCAGCUGGACGCGGACUUUGAGCGCAUCGCAGCGCUGGAGCGGCGAGCGGUCGUCGACGGCGUCGAGCUCGACCGCGCCGAGCGGCACCACAAGGCGCGGCUGGCGCGGUCCCAGGCGAGUCACGAAGAGGCCAUCCGGGCGCAGACGCGCCGCGAGGAGGACGCGCGGGUGGCGCUAGCUGCCGCGCGCAAGGAGCUGUCGCUGCCUCGGCCCGACGACUUCGUGGAGGAGGCCGAAGUCGAGGAGGCGGAGCCGCCGCCGCCCGUUGUCGAGGCUCGCAAAACAUCCAAGUGGCGCGCGGCGCUCGUGACGCCGGCCCUCGAGCGCAUGCUCGCGCCCGAGACGCUGCCGGCGCCGCCGCCCGCGCCGGACGCGGCCUCAAUCACGGCGGCCGCGGCGCGCUACGAUUUCCCGACGGGCGACGCGUACGAUCGCGCGCGCGCCGCGCGCGCUCGAGCCGCGCUGCGGGCGCGCCGUGCGGACCUCGAGCAGACCCUGGCGAAGGAACGGACGUCCUGGGAGCGGUUCCGCAUCCGAGCGAAAGAGGAGAGCCGGCGGGACGUCGCGAAAAGAGCCGAGGCCGCCGCGAAGAAAAACACAAACGUUUCUGCUGAACAGAUUACGAAGGACGUGGACGACGCGCACCGCCAGAAGCACGAGGAGCUCAAGCUCUCGACGCGGGCGCUAAAGAAAAUGAUACGGGCGCACCGCGCCGCGUGCGACCGGCGGCGCGUCUUGUUCAACGAGGUGUGCGUCGCCGAGGACACGGCGCGGCAGGCCGAGGCCGCGCUCGAGGUCGAGGAGGAAUUCCCAGCCUCGCCGGUGCCGUCGACGGCGUCGUCGGACAAGGCGGUGUCGCCGCCGAAGCCGCGCUACUUGGAUCUGGCGGCCGUGGCCCCGGGCGAGGAGCCGCGGCCGCGCCCGCACCAGCACCCGGGAGCGCUGCUGCGCUUGACCGAGAAGGACGCGCGAAAAUACGCGCUGCGCGUCCAGAUGCUGCGGAGGAGAGGCGCGGCCCAGCUUGCGGCCGCGGACGCCGUCGUCGCGCUGGUCUCAAAGUGCGCCGUCGACGCGCGGGCGGACGCCGAGACGGAGGCGCGCCUCGCGCCGACGGCCUACGACGGUCUCGACGCGGUCUUCCCGCCGUCGCGGCCGGGCUCGCGCGCGGCCACGGCCACGGCUCAGCCCCGUCGUCUACCCGCGGCGCGCGGCGGCGCUCGCGGCGCAGGACCGCGCCGCGCUCCUGGGCCGCCUCGCCGCGGCGGCGGCGCACGCGCACCGCGUGGCGCUGCGCCCUUCGUCGAGGAGACGGUGGACGCGAUCCGCGGCGGUGACGUCCUCUCGGCUCGCCCGGCUCGCCGGCCGUCGACGGCCCGGAGCCAGCUGAGCCAGUCGUCCGUGGCGUCGUCGCUCUCCGCGUUCGGUCGCGUCAUCAUCGCGGCGGAAGCAGCAGCGGACUUCUUCCUCGCCGGUCAGGUGACCGCGCGUGGCGCGGCGGCGUUUUUUUUGUUUGUGUAA
This is a messenger RNA of Pelagomonas calceolata, 2103 nucleotides long. The record is from the annotation of a GenBank genome assembly. Lineage: Eukaryota; Pelagophyceae; Pelagomonadales; Pelagomonadaceae.